This is a messenger RNA of Zingiber officinale, 1819 nucleotides long. Its product is annotated as cytochrome P450 81Q32-like. The transcript has 2 exons. The record is from RefSeq and is a predicted model, not a curated record. Bases 142 to 1716 code for a protein of 524 amino acids. Gene Ontology annotation, molecular function: oxidoreductase activity, acting on paired donors, with incorporation or reduction of molecular oxygen; iron ion binding; heme binding. Lineage: Eukaryota; Viridiplantae; Streptophyta; Magnoliopsida; Zingiberales; Zingiberaceae.
GGAGGAGAAAUGAAAGUGAGAAAUUAUCCAAACUAGAAAUAAAAUGAACCGACCCAAGCAAGAACGAGAUAAAUUACUGAAACCAGAUCCACUACUCCGAAGAUGAGAUAAAUUGCUGAAACCACAUCCACUACUCCGACCAUGGCUGACGCCGCCGCCGCCUUAUCCAAUCUCCUCCUCCUCCUCCUCCUCCUCCUCCUCCUCCUCCUCCUCCUAUUCUUCUUCUUCUUCUUACUCGUAUCACUUUCGCGACGGUGGUUCACAUCGUCCCCCAAUAAACUCCCACCGAGCCCGCCGGCGCUCCCCCUCAUCGGCCACCUUCACCUCCUCGCUCACUCCCCCCUCCACCGAGCCCUCGAAGCCGUAUCCUCGUCCGUCGGCCCCGUAUCCUUCCUCCGACUCGGAUCCCGCCGCGUCCUCCUUGUCUCCUCAGCUGCCGCAGCCGAGGAGUGUUUCACGCGCAACGACCUCGCCUUUGCUAGCCGCCCCGUCGUCCUCGCCGCCAAAAUCAUCGGCUACGGCAGCACAACCCUCGGCUGGGCGCCCCAUGGUCCGCUCUGGCGCGACCUCCGCCGCAUCGCUGCCGUCCACAUCUUCUCCCAGGCCGCCCUCCGGGCGUCCGCCGCCUCCCGCGCCUCCGCUGUCCGAUCACUCGUGAAGGCCCUUUUCCGAGACUGUGGGCGCGUGGAGAUGAAGUCGAGACUCUUCAAUCUUGCGUACGACGUCAUGAUGGGGCUCGUGACGACGCCGGCCGACGAGGAGGAUCGCGCGGAGGAGCGGCGCCGGCGAUUGAGGAUGAUGAUUGAGGAGGCGUUCGCAGAGAGUGGGGUGGUGAGCUCGGCGGACUUCCUUCCGUGGCUUCGGUGGUUAGGUUGGCGAGCGACGGAAAGGAAGUUCCUGGAAAUCCAGCGAAAGAGGGAUCGAUUAUUUGGGGAACUUGUGGAACGUCACCGCCGCCAGUUGGGUGGCGAUGCCAACGACGCGGCGGCGACCGGUAAGGGGAACGAGGGUAAGACGGCCGUGAUCGAUGUUAUGCUAUCUCUGCAACAAAGAGAUCCCCAAUUCUACACCGACGACAUCGUUAAAGGCGUCGUUGCGGCUCUGCUGUCGGCGGGAACGGACACAUCGGCCCUCACCAUCGAAUGGGCGAUGUGCCUUCUGCUGAACCACCCCAACGUGCUUCGAACUGCCAGGGCGGAGCUGGACGCGGAGAUCAGCCCCGGGCGCAUGCCGGAGGAAGACGACCUCCCCAAUCUGCCCUACCUCGACUGCGUCGUCCGCGAGACCCUCCGUCUCUACCCCGUCGCCCCCCUGCUCCUGCCCCACGAGUCGACCCAAGACGCCACCGUCGCCGGCUACGCCGUCCCUCGCGGCACCAUGCUGCUGGUGAACGCGUGGGCCAUUCACAGGGACCCCUUGGUGUGGGAGGAUCCCGAGGAGUUCAGGCCGGAACGGUUUCGAGACGGGGAGGAGGGCUGCGGGCUGAGGAUGCUUCCGUUUGGGUAUGGGCGACGCAGGUGCCCCGGGGAAGGCCUCGCCGUGCGGGUCGUCGGCCUGGCGCUCGCCGCUUUGCUUCACUGCUUUGAGUGGGAGAAGGUGGCGGGGGAGGAGGUGGACAUGGCCGAAGGGCUGGGGCUGACCAUGCCCAAGGCCAAGCCGUUGGAGUGCGUCUGCGCCCCGCGACCAAAUAUGGCACGGCUCCUUUCCCACCUCUGAAGUUGGGUCGCUGUAACAAGUUUUUAGAGUCCAAUCAAUAAGAUCGACGUGUCUCCGCAAGAGUAUCGAAUCAAUCGAUGGCAAUAAAAUAAUUUUGUGUAAA